Messenger RNA from Sardina pilchardus (European sardine), 1485 nucleotides. RefSeq names its product collagen alpha-1(XIX) chain. NCBI's taxonomy places the organism in Eukaryota, Metazoa, Chordata, Actinopteri, Clupeiformes, Clupeidae. The record is from RefSeq and is a predicted model, not a curated record. The transcript is spliced from 20 exons. The coding region runs from base 7 to 1485 and encodes 492 amino acids.
CUGCCCAUGAUGGAGGACAUGACUAACCUCCUGAAAUGGACUGUCUUCCUAUGGAUUGUAAAUACCAUUCCUUUGAGCUGUGGAAUGGCAGUGAAUGAACGAGUUGAUCACUCUUGUCCUCCCUUGAAGCUGGAGGAGAGCAAGUUUGCAUCAAGUAUGACUGAAACGCAUGAAUUCACAGGAUUUGAUCUAGCAGAGAAGUUCCUGUUAAGAAAAGUUGUCGAGGACAGACCAAUGUUUCGCCUGGGCAGCAAGCCUCUCAUUAAGCCCACAGAAUUGGUUUUUCCGAAUGGACUGCCAAGUGAAUACUCCAUUGUUGGCACAUUCCGGCUCCGGAAAACCACAAAGAAAGAUCGCUGGUAUCUCUGGCAGAUAUUUGAUCAGUCGGGGACCAGUCAGGUGUCUAUCGUCGUGGAUGGUGCCAAGAAGGUGGUGGAGUUCUCGUCCCUGGGCCUGCUGAAGAACAGCCUCCAUCACACGUUCAAGAGCCGCGACCUGCACGCCCUGUUCGACCGCCAGUGGCACACGCUCAGCGUGGCCGUGCAGACCGGCCUCGUGUCCAUCUUCCUGGACUGCAAGCUGAUCGAGCGGCGGCAGCUGGACGAGCAGGACUCCACGGACAUGCGCGGCCGCACGCUCAUCACCACGCGCGUGGAGGACGGCAGGCCGGUGGACAUUGAACUGCAGCAGAUCUUAAUCUUCUGCGAUGCUCAACUGGCAGAGAUGGUAAACUGCUGCGAGGCCCCAGGGUCCACGUGUUCGCCCAAGGAGGUGCCGGCUGCUGCUGCUACGCGUCCGCCCAUGGUCACGGGCUACCUUCCCAGAAUGCUCUCGCAGCCCGCGCUCCCGUCCGCCGACAGGUGCCAGUGCUCCGCGGAGAAGGGAGAUCCGGGCUUGCCAGGAUUGGCAGGACUUCCAGGACACAAAGGAGAUAAAGGCGACAGGGGCGAGACUGGAGAGGAUGGAUACCCGGGGAACCCUGGCAUGAAGGGCGACGUGGGGUCAGACGGAGCGAGAGGAAUCGGCGGAGAAAAGGGGGAGAAGGGAGACUUCGGGGAGCAUGGGAACGACGGCCUUCCUGGAGUAAAUGGAUUGAAAGGUGACCCAGGAGCUGCAGGUGAGCCUGGCCUCAAAGGUGAAAAAGGGGACAUUGGCCCACCUGGUCCUGCAGCCUCGUUGACUGAAAUGAGAGGUCUGAAGGGAGAUCAGGGUUUACCGGGUCCUUCAGGGGAGAAGGGAGAGGCCGGGGUGCCGGGUCAGCCAGGAACACCGGGCAAGGAGGGCAAAAGGGGCCGUCGAGGAAAAGCGGGGGAUCCAGGGAAGCCGGGGCCACCAGGUCCCGCAGGGUCCGGCGAAGGGGCAAGCGCCAAGGGAGAUAAAGGUGACUCAGGAGCCACAGGGGAGCCAGGAGUGAAAGGAGAAAGAGGUGAUGUGGGUCAGCCUGGUGAAGCUGGAGGCGGUGGCAUAAAGGGAGAGAAGGUAUGA